AUGUGUACGGACGUUAGAUGCCCAGAAGUGAAUUGUUUAAUUGUGUUAUCUUACGAAGCUAUAAAAAAGAUACUAACGUCCGGUGGACGAAAAGACGUUAAAUUAUUUGAACGAUAUGAUCGAUACGCUCUUCAACGUCGACUAGAAAAAAUGUCAGAAUUUAUCUGGUGUGCACAUGGAUGCGGCUCUGGUCAGUUAAACAGUGGACGAGGUAAAAACUACAUUGUAAAAUGUGUAAAAUGCAACCGAAAAACAUGUUUCAAUCAUAAAACCGAAUGGCAUGAAGGACUGACAUGUGCCGAAUAUGAUGAAAUAUCAAAUGGUGAAUUACAAGCAACAAAAAAAUGGAUUACACAAAAUUCGAGAAAAUGCCCAAAUUGUCCUUAUCAUAUUGAAAAAAAUUCGGGUUGUGAUCAUAUGACUUGUAUUAAAUGUCAAUAUGAAUUUUGUUGGGCAUGUCUAGCUGAUUAUAAAAUGAUAAGACGUGAUGGAAAUCACAGACAUGAUCCAAGCUGUAAACACUACGCACAAUACAAUUAA
Didymodactylos carnosus is the source of this 540-nucleotide messenger RNA. The record is from the annotation of a GenBank genome assembly. Lineage: Eukaryota; Metazoa; Rotifera; Eurotatoria; Philodinida; Philodinidae.